Messenger RNA from Impatiens glandulifera, 1193 nucleotides. Its product is annotated as auxin-responsive protein IAA14-like. Gene Ontology annotation, cellular component: nucleus. NCBI's taxonomy places the organism in Eukaryota, Viridiplantae, Streptophyta, Magnoliopsida, Ericales, Balsaminaceae. The transcript is spliced from 5 exons. Gene Ontology annotation, molecular function: protein binding. The record is from RefSeq and is a predicted model, not a curated record. Gene Ontology annotation, biological process: regulation of DNA-templated transcription. Bases 76 to 897 code for a protein of 273 amino acids.
UUAUCUUACUACAAACAAACAAACAAGAAGAAAAACAAGAAGACUGUUUUCCAUUCAUAUCAGAUCAUCAAAUCAAUGGAAAUACUUGACCGGAAAAUAACCAACUUGCUCGGAGGAGAUGAUCAGUGUGUUAAUGGGUUCAGCUUGAACAUGAAAGAGACUGAGCUCUGUCUUGGCUUGCCGGGAGCAGUAAAAGUCACUGGAAAAAGAGGGUUCUCUGAAACUGUUGAUCUUAAGCUUAAUCUUCAAACCAAUGAAUUAUCAUCAUCCAUGGAUCUGAAAGAUGAUGAUGAUGAUGAUGAUGAUGAUCAGAUGCUUAUGAAACCACCAUCAACAACUCAUGACAAGAAGAAUCUUAAUCUUGUUUCAUCCAAUGAUCAUCAUCAUCAUGCUAAGCCACCGGCCAAGGCACAAGUGGUGGGUUGGCCACCGGUGAGAUCAUACAGAAAGAACGUGAUGACUUCAUCCACCACUACUCAGAUAAAGAGCAAUAUUGGUGUCGAAUUAGAUCAUGAUCAGGUAUCGCCAACGGCGGCGGCAUCGUUCGUGAAAGUUAGCAUGGAUGGAGCGCCAUACCUUCGUAAGGUUGAUUUAAAGAUGUACACUGGUUAUCAACAACUCUCUAAUGCCUUGGCCAAGAUGUUCAGUUCUUUCACUAUGAGUGAAUAUGGGUCCCAAGGAAUGAUUGAUUUCAUGAAUGAGAGUAAGUUGAUAGAUCUCCUCAAUAGUUCUGAGUAUGUUCCUACCUAUGAAGAUAAAGAUGGUGACUGGAUGCUCGUGGGAGAUGUCCCAUGGGAGAUGUUUGUGAAUUCGUGCAAACGCUUGCGCAUAAUGAAGGGAUCUGAAGCUAUCGGACUUGCACCAAGGGCUAUGGAGAAAUGCAAGAGCAGGAGCUGAUAGGGAUGAAAUGAAGGAGGGUGGGGAUGGAAUUUGGAAAGAAGCAAAUUAAGAAGUAUGUUUGGAUGUGUCUGUUGUCUGUACUGUGUACUGUAAUGUUUUCUAAUUAUAUAGUAUAUAAAAGGGAAUGAUGAUCAAAUCAAGAAGAUGAUGAUGAUGAUGAUGUUCAUAUGGACUUUUCAUGUAAUGGACAAGAAGAAACAGAUCAAACUUAGGUAAUAUUUGUUGUCUGCAAUAUGGUUUGCUCAUAAUUGUCAUUAUGACUGUCUUGAUAAAAUCUCAUUUUUAUUCUUGUA